AUGGCGGCGCAGGCCAAGUUCCACGUCGGUUGCAAGCCAGUAGGAGGAAGGCUCGCUACGAGGACCAUCAAAGCAGAGAAUGUUUUCUUCUACCCCGAAAUCUGGAACUCGAUCGAAAACUGGGACAAGCUCGCGUUGAAGGAUCGUGUAUUCGCUCUACACAGCCGAUGCUUGCAUUUCGCUGCCAUCAACAAAUCCGAGACGGCGAAAGCAGCUGUCUCAGUUGUUGCAGACUCUAUCGUCAAGGCCGCUUCAUCACAGUCACUGGUGGCUUCUCGGUCAGAGCACCUCGGGGCGUUGGUUGAUCUGAUGGUUUCUUUUUAUGAGGAGACCGAAGACCCGAUCUACCUAGGCGCCAUCAACUGGAUUUUGGAGAGAACUGACCCCGACCUCGAAUACGGCCCCAGAACCUUUACCAGCGGCAUGGGCGCAUUUGCAAACUUCGAAGAGGAUCUCACUGAAGAGGCAGCUAUACACCUACAGGCAGAGCUCAUAGUACGCAUAUUAUCAUAG
Molecule: messenger RNA, 513 nt
Organism: Pyricularia oryzae 70-15
Lineage: Eukaryota; Fungi; Ascomycota; Sordariomycetes; Magnaporthales; Pyriculariaceae
Exons: 1
Coding region: 1-513 (170 amino acids)
Source: RefSeq, a predicted model, not a curated record